Messenger RNA from Amborella trichopoda, 1216 nucleotides. Its product is annotated as TATA-box-binding protein 2. Lineage: Eukaryota; Viridiplantae; Streptophyta; Magnoliopsida; Amborellales; Amborellaceae. The record is from RefSeq and is a predicted model, not a curated record. Gene Ontology annotation, biological process: DNA-templated transcription initiation. Gene Ontology annotation, molecular function: DNA binding.
UAAGAACCCUAAUUUCUGAAUUCGUUAUCUUUUGUGCUCGGCUUCCCUCCUUCGUUAAACUGGACGCUGUUCCUCUCUAUCUCAACGGUUCUCUCUCUCUAAAACGCUGAGGGGCCUUCGCAUUGGAUUGCAUUCAAUCCCAAGGGUUUGGUUAAACCUAAUCUGAGGGUUGCAGAAGAAUCUGGUGUGUAAUUGUGAGAUAAUCUUUGUAAUUUGACGGGUUAUAAGAUUGAUAAAGGAGGGGAUUGAAAGGAGCAUGGCAGAGCAGGUCUUGGAGGGGAGUCAGCCUGUUGAUCUUACCAAGCAUCCUUCUGGAAUAGUACCCACUCUUCAGAAUAUUGUCUCAACUGUGAACUUGGAUUGCAAAUUGGAUCUUAAGGCCAUAGCUUUGCAAGCCCGCAAUGCUGAAUACAAUCCUAAGCGUUUUGCUGCUGUUAUCAUGAGAAUUCGAGAGCCGAAAACCACAGCGUUGAUAUUUGCUUCUGGGAAAAUGGUCUGCACGGGAGCGAAGAGUGAACAACAAUCUAAGCUUGCAGCAAGGAAGUAUGCUCGCAUAAUUCAAAAGCUUGGCUUCGCUGCUCACUUUAAGGACUUCAAGAUUCAGAAUAUUGUUGGGUCUUGUGAUGUCAAGUUUCCUAUCAGACUUGAGGGGCUUGCAUUUUCUCACGGUGCUUUCUCAAGUUAUGAACCAGAAUUAUUCCCAGGUCUUAUUUACCGGAUGAAGCAGCCAAAAAUAGUCCUCCUCAUAUUUGUGUCUGGCAAGAUUGUUCUUACAGGAGCCAAGGUGAGAGAAGAGACAUAUACAGCUUUUGAAAAUAUAUAUCCAGUGCUAACAGAGUUCAGGAAGAUCCAACAAUGAGUGGUAAUACAGGUUGCUGCAUCGAUUCGUGCUUUUCUAUGAGACGAAGGUUUUAGGAGUGCCAUGGGAGAUGUAUGUCGUUGCAGUUCUCUUUACUCGCCGGGUUGGAGACUACUCAUUGUGAAAAGGGAAGUGUUAGAAAAUGUAAAUAGCAUCUUCCCUUAAAAUAGAAACUGCAACUUUGGGGUGUUUAAAUCUAAUUAUAUUUGUAUGACCUCAGGGCUGUAUCCCUGUUGGUUCUCCUUCACCUACGGUUUUGUAGUUGGUUUGAGAGUCAAAAAUUUUGAAAAGCAAGACUAUGGUGCAGCUCUUUUGAGUGCUUCUAAUAAAAUGUCUUCCCUGAGAUUCGAUGUAGAA